This is a messenger RNA of Myxozyma melibiosi, 1805 nucleotides long. RefSeq names its product serine/threonine kinase 16. Gene Ontology annotation, biological process: transmembrane transport. Gene Ontology annotation, molecular function: transmembrane transporter activity. Gene Ontology annotation, cellular component: plasma membrane. Bases 1 to 1566 code for a protein of 521 amino acids. The record is from RefSeq and is a predicted model, not a curated record. The transcript is spliced from 4 exons. NCBI's taxonomy places the organism in Eukaryota, Fungi, Ascomycota, Lipomycetes, Lipomycetales, Lipomycetaceae.
AUGGCUUUCGGAAUCCUCGAGGACAAAAAGCUCGCCCAUGUGCCUGGCACCGCGCAGAUCGAAGACAUCUUGAACGACGGUCUUCACGUCGCUGACGCCGCUGCUGCAAAUCUGAAGCAUGCAACGGGCAAGAACAGCCAUAUCAUUCUUGUCCCUCAGCCGUCUGAUGAUCCAAAUGAUCCUCUAAACUGGUCUAUCGUCCGCCGCGAUAUCCUCUUCCUCAUCCAUUCCUUUGGUUACAUUAUCAAUUCCGGAGUUUCCGGCCCCAUCCUUUCCGCCGGAGCUCUCGACGAGGCUGCCGAACUUGGCGUCACCCUCACCGACAUUGCUCUUCUCACCGGAUACCAGCUUCUCGUCAUCGCGUGCUGUCGGAUCAUCCAGGGUCUCGGGAACAUUGCUUACGAGAGUAUCGUCAUCUCUGUCAUCGGUGAUCUCUACUGUCUCCACGAACGUGGUCUGCGUCUCGCGGUCUUCAACUUUUGCUUUGGAGGCAUUAAUUGCUUCACCUCUGUCAUCUCCGGUCCUAUCGUCACAAACUUGGGAUGGCACUGGCUAUUCUACAUCGACGUCAUCUUCGUAGCUGCGCAGUGCCUCUUAAUGUGCUUCUGGGGCACCGAGACAACCUACAUCCGCGAAGCCAAAUACGAAAUUGACGUCGCCGGUGACGAGAUCUUUGACGAUAUUGACAAACUCGCUGCCGAGCACUUUGAAGGCGACUCCAAGACUCCCGCAGAAGACGCUCCGACUACUACCGCCGACGCGGAGAAAGCUGUUCAGAACAGCUCGCAGAAUCCGAUCCCGGCCAAGAAGACGUAUUUGCAGUCUAUCAUGCCUUACCACGGCCGUUUCUCAGAUGAGAGUAUUAUCAAGCUUAUGAUCCGUCCCUUUGCUGUCUUUCUCAAUCCCGGAAUGACUUGGAUCAUCCUGGCAAUGUCGAUCCCCCUCGCAUGGAUUGUCAAUAUCAAUUACUGCAUGUCGCAGCUUUACGGAGCUCCGCCAUAUAACAUGACCGCAGAGCGCCUAGGUUUCUUAGCCGCUGGUCCCUUGAUCGGUGGUUUCCUGGCCUCGCUCUUCUUCUUCGUGAUCAACAAUCCAAUGACUCUCUGGAUCUCUCGCAAGAACAAUGGCGUGUUUGAGCCCGAGUUCAAGCUCCCUGUUGGUGUUAUCCUCGGCACGAUCUGCCUGGCGAUCGGAUGUUUUGGCUUCGGUAAUGCCUAUCACAAUCGUCAAUCUGCAAUCGUCGCUGCGGUCAUGUACGGGUUUGUGUGCGCGGGCUCGACGACGAUGGCCAUCACCGCGAGUAACUACAUGAUCGACGCCUACCGAGAGUUCUCGGUCGAGGUCAUCAUCGCGACCAUGUCGCUCAAGAACUUUAUCUUUUACGGCUUUUCGUAUUUCUUCAACAACUGGGUCGCGAACUCGGGACCCGAUAUCGUCUUUGAUGUGUUGGGAGCUGUCGCGGUGUUCACGUCGCUGGUCAUCAGUAUCCCGCUGUAUAUAUAUGGAAAGAGAAUACGAAGCUGGUGGCAUCGCGCCAAGCUUUUUGAGAGGCUUAAACUUGCGUAAGGCGAUUGAGAUGCGGGGGGAUACUGGGAUAUUGUUUAUCGUUCAUCGUGGAUUAUGAAGAGUUGAGUCGGGACAGACUGUUGUUGACUGUGUUUAUAUAUAACUCGAGUGGUUGCGAAUAAAAUAACAUCAAUCGAAGACGUGCUCAUGGCAUGAUAAACCAGACUAUGCGCACCUCGUCGUCUGAUAACGUCGAGUUGAUUGCCGAGACGAUUGACUAGCGAGCCGCUACAGCGGGG